UUGUGUUUUUUUUUUUCAGCCCCAAGUGUAGCUGAGCAGCAACAACAACAGCAGCAGCAACAGCCAGCUGCACCAACAGUUGAUGUGAAAGUUCUUCUUGCCAAACUACAACGUACGGGAUUUCUUUCUUCAUUGAAGGCUAGCAAUAAAGGAAGUGAAGCCGGAGCAACGGACGAUUCCACCACUCGGCCGGUCACGCCACCAAUUCCAUCGGUGCACCGUUACGAAGUGACCGAGAAGCUGCCAACGCCACCAACGGACUUGAAAUCGUUCUCAAUGCGUGCCCUCAAAAUGUAA
Gongylonema pulchrum is the source of this 297-nucleotide messenger RNA. Lineage: Eukaryota; Metazoa; Nematoda; Chromadorea; Rhabditida; Gongylonematidae. The record is from the annotation of a GenBank genome assembly.